AUGCAGCCGAACAUGAACCGACUACAUGAUAAUCGCCUGUUCAUUAUGCAUACUUUGAGUUCCUUAUUUGUUGUCACAUUCUCAUUAUGGCUUGUAUGCCUCCUACUUACCGCUGGAGAUGUCCACAGGAAUCCAGGUCCAGAAUCAACUUCUUCUUCUGUAUCAUCUCAGUCAAAUACAUCACCGUAUGCACAAGCGAUAUCAAACCAUCUUUCUUUCAUACAUUUAAACGUUCAGAGUAUACAACACAAACUCGAUAUCUUAUACGCAGAACUUUCUGAAUUUGAUAUCUUAGCCUUUUCUGAGACAUGGUUAAAUCGCUCAAUUACUUCUGAAGACUUAGUGCUGCACUCAUAUCAUAAACCUGAACGAAAAGAUCGUGAUGGUGAUUCUCAUGGAGGAGUUAUUUUGUAUGUUAGAGAGAAUAUACAUUACCUGCGUAGAUCAGACCUUGAGAUCAAUCGUCUCGAAUGUCUAUGGGUGGAAAUAGUUCUUUGUAAUAAUAAACAUAUACUAUUUGGAGUCUUCUACCGACCUCCUAGUUCUGACACCAUAUACAAUAACCUGAUUGAAGAUUCUAUUGGUCUUGCAGUUGACACAAACAUCUCGGAUAUAAUAAUCACUGGAGAUUUCAACUACAAUGCUCUAUGUCCAACUCCACACAGAAACAUUCUUUCCAUCACGCAACAAUUUAAUCUCGAACAGCUUAUUGAAGAACCAACCCAUUUCACUGAACACUCGAUAUCCAUUCUAGACCUUAUUUUCGUGACAAACAGAAAUAACAUUCUUCUUUCAGGUGUUGGGGAACACUUUCUUGAACAAGACCAACGGUACCACGUUCCAAUCUUCGGGCUUCUCAAAUUUAAUAAACUGAAACAAAAAUGCUUUGACAGACUGAUAUGGGAAUAUGAUCGGGGUGACUACGAUAGCCUAAGAGCAGAAAUCGACAAUUUCAAUUGGAAUAUCUGUAUCGAUCCAGAUAUCAAUAUAUACGCCUCCAAUAUAACCAAUCAAAUCACAGUCAUUUCAAAACAUAACAUUCCUAAUAAAAAUGUCACAAUUAGACCCUCAGACGUCCCUUGGAUGAACAAUAAUAUAAGGAAGAACAUACGAAAGCGUAAGCGUAUCUACAGAAAAGCUAAGAGAACAAACUCACCUCAUCACUGGCAAAAAUUUCGACAAGUCCGAAAUGAACCUGUUUUGCUCAUCCGGGAAGCCAAAUCACAAUACUUCAUCAAACUUUCAGACAAACUUAAAAACGGAUCAUUCUCUUCAAAAGAUUGGUGGACUACCUUAAAAUCCUUCAUCUCUAGAACGAACAACAAUGUUAUUCCUCCACUAUAUAACUCCAACACUCGACAAACUACGUCUUCUGAUUUUGAAAAAGCUAACCUUUUAAAUGAUUACUUCCAAGAGCAGACAUACAUUGAUGACGAAAAUAUAGAGAUACCUAAUCCUGGUCUAACGAAUUCUACCACUAUUUUAAAUGAAAUUCAUCUUUCUCCGGCAGAAACUGAAGAUGUCUUGAAAUCUCUACCAGUUCACAAGGCCGCAGGUCCUGAUGGUAUAAGUAACAGAAUUCUACUUGAGGCUUCUCAUGAACUAUCUUUUCCUCUUUGUGACCUUUUCAAUGCUUCACUUCAAUCUUCUACUGUUCCAGUCACAUGGAAAGAAGCCCAUGUUAGCGCAGUCUUCAAGAAAGAUGAUGCCACUCUUCCUAAUAACUAUCAUCCAAUAUCACUCUUAAACACUAUUGAAAAAGUUCUUGAACGUCUUAUUUUCAAGCAUGUUUAUAACCAUCUUCAUGAUUCUCGCUUUCUAACUCCUGUACAGUCUGGUUUCAUUCCGGGCGACUCCACAGUUAAUCAACUUGUUUUCAUAUACGAUACUCCCUGUAAGGCUCUGGAUAACGGUCUAGAGAUUUAUAGAAAGACAGAAAGAUGGACACAGUAA
This is a messenger RNA of Mercenaria mercenaria, 1953 nucleotides long. RefSeq lists its product as uncharacterized. The record is from RefSeq and is a predicted model, not a curated record. Bases 1 to 1953 code for a protein of 650 amino acids. Gene Ontology annotation, molecular function: catalytic activity. NCBI's taxonomy places the organism in Eukaryota, Metazoa, Mollusca, Bivalvia, Venerida, Veneridae. The transcript is spliced from 2 exons.